AUGGUCCACUUGAGCUUCAACUCUUCCUUGGCCUCGCCGGACGAUGUCGCAGACUUCCACGACGAGGAGCAGGACCCAGAUGUUCCAGAGGUGCUACCGCUGCGUUGCACGUGGGUCGUGUGGCAGCAGCGGGCUUCUUCUGGCAAGAGCGUCCCUUACGAGCAGUCCACGAAGCAGAUUGCCUCGAUGGAAUCCGUGGAGGACUUUUGGCGCACUUUCGACCGGUUACCGCAACCGAGCGACCUGCUGACAAGGCGCAUGGCAGAGAAGACUGAGGAGUUUCAGGAUGCGCCUCACGUCGUGGACGCCUUGAUGAUCUUCCGGGAUGGAGUGCUUCCACAGUGGGAGGAUGCAGCGAACUGCGAGGGUGGGCACUUGCAGUUCCACUUCAAGGCGUCCCUGGGCGGCGCGCAGCUGGACGAGUAUUGGAACAACCUCGUCCUGGGCACCGUGGGCGCCACCCUGGAGCCCAUCGACAUGAUCACGGGCCUGCGAUUGGUGGACAAAGUCACCACUGGCAAGGGAGGGGUCCCCAGCAUGAUCCGGAUGGAGGUGUGGUUUGGCAGCGCCAGUGAUGUGCAGGCCGUGGCCGCUCUGCAGCGGAACGUGGAGCGCUGCGUGGCCACGCGGACCUUGGAAGGCCGCCUUGGCGCGCUCCCGAAGGCCGAGUUGAAGCAUCACAAGAUGACGCGGCACCAGUGA
Symbiodinium natans is the source of this 702-nucleotide messenger RNA. The record is from the annotation of a GenBank genome assembly. Lineage: Eukaryota; Dinophyceae; Suessiales; Symbiodiniaceae.